This is a messenger RNA of Tachysurus fulvidraco (yellow catfish), 6771 nucleotides long. It is a transcript of the gene sfmbt2, whose product is annotated as Scm like with four mbt domains 2. The record is from RefSeq and is a predicted model, not a curated record. The transcript has 22 exons. Gene Ontology annotation, molecular function: transcription corepressor activity; histone binding. Bases 84 to 2966 code for a protein of 960 amino acids. Gene Ontology annotation, biological process: regulation of DNA-templated transcription. Gene Ontology annotation, cellular component: nucleus. Lineage: Eukaryota; Metazoa; Chordata; Actinopteri; Siluriformes; Bagridae.
GACUGGGCAAUAUUCUUUCGCGAGGUCUAAUGCGGGAGCUCUGAAAAACAUAAUGUGAAGAUUUUUGUAUAGGACAUGCGCAGAUGUGGGAUGCCAUAUUGCAGAGAGAGAGAGAGAGAGAGAGAGAGAGAGAGAGAGAGAGAGAGAGAGAGAGAGAGAGAGAGAGAGAGAGCGAGCUUCAGUCUGCGGAGGUAAAAAGGGGGAUUCGCCGAAUUUCACAGGCUCCAGGAAACUUCAUUAAGGCCUCGAAUCACUGUGAGCUGACAAAGUGGGAAACGGUCAUCAAGACUCUCCGUCUCCAAGGCAACAGCCUUCAUAACGAACUCAUGAUGACAUCAGCAGGGAGGAGCACACAGAGCCCGUCCAAUGGGAGAGCGGAACACGGUCACUCAGAUAUGGAGUGUGGAGAAGAGGAACUGGAUUUUAACUGGGAUGAGUAUCUGGAAGAAACAGGAGCCACAGCAGCUGCACACACCUCAUUCAAACAUGUGGAACUGAGCCUGCAGAGCAGUUUCCAGGCUGGGAUGAAGUUGGAGGUGGCCGAUAGGACUCAUGCUGACACAUACUGGGUGGCUACCGUCAUCACGACAUGCGGCCAGCUGCUGUUGCUGCGCUACUGUGGCUACGGCGACGAGCGCAGCGCUGACUUCUGGUGUGACGUCAUGACUGCAGAGCUGCAUCCUGUUGGCUGGUGUGCACAGAACAACAAACUGCUACAGCCCCCUGAAGAUAACGUUUACCUCAGAACAGCUAUUAAAGAGAAGUACAGCGACUGGACUGAGUUUUUGGUCAAGGAACUCACAGGCUCACGAACAGCACCAGCUAACCUGCUUGAAGGGCCUUUGAGGGGUAAGAACACUGUGGAUCUAAUGGUGCCUGGGUGUGUGUUAGAGAUCCGUGAUGCCAGCGAUCCGUUUAUAUACUGGGCAGUGCGAGUGCAGCGAAACGUCGGUGGACGUCUUUGGCUCAGCUAUGUGGGACUGGAAGAGCCUGCCUUCAACAUAUGGAUUUUCUACCUUGACGUCAGGCUUCGUCCGCUGGGCUGGGCCAAAGAGAACUGUCUCAAAAUGGAACCACCAAAAGAAUUGCGUGACCUGAGGAGCACUACAGAGUGGACUGAGGCUAUAGAGACAGCCACAUCUGAAGCCCUGGAUAGACCCCUGCCUCUGGAGGUCUUUAAGGAUCAUGCCGAUUUACGUAAACACUCAUUCAAAACGGGGAUGAAGCUGGAGAUGGUAUCACCACAAGAACCCUUCCACAUCUGCCCUGUUUCAGUUACUAAAGUGUAUAAUGAGUACUACUUCCAGGUCACUGUAGACGACCUGAGCGGCGAAGCCCCGCCCUGCUCGGUGCUGUGUCAUGCCGAUUCUCCAGGCAUCCUGCCAAUCCAGUGGUGCUUAAAGAAUGGUGUUAGUCUGCAGAGGCCUAGGGGUGUCCAGUCUCAGGACUUUGACUGGGCAGACUAUCUAAAGCACACAGGUACCGAGGCUGCCCCAGAUGCCUGUUUCCCCAAUGCGUCACAGAGUCGGGGCUUCCAUAAGGACACAUGGUUGGAAGCUGUAAAUCCAUUUCAGCCAGCUGAAAUCAAUGUUGCACGCAUCACUCAGGUUAAAGGUCGGCUACUCUGGCUACGAUAUGAAGGCCUGAACAAACCCCUAGCUGAGUGUUUAGUGGAUGUUGAGAGUAUGGAUAUCUUUCCUGUGGGCUGGUGUGAAGCUAAUGUGUACACUCUAACACCUUUACGCAAGGCAGUGUGUCAGUCUGUUAAGAAGAUUGCUGUGGUGCAGCCGGAGAAACAAUUAGCUCCUCCACCCAAAGAAACCGUCUCUCUGGACCACUGCCAGUCUGUUUCCAUGGACACAGUUUCAGUAAAUGGAAAGUACUGCUGCUCUCAGAUCUUUGUGAAUCAUCACUGUUUUUCUGGGCCAUACCUCAACAAGGGAAGAAUCGCUGAGUUACCACAAGCUGUGGGGCCUGGCAAGUGUACACUGGUCCUUAAGGAGGUACUCACGAUGUUGAUCAACUCGGCCUACAAGCCUAGCCGUGUUCUCAGAGAGCUACAGUUGGUGGUCGAUCCACAGUGGAACUGUCUGGAGGAAACCCUUAAAGCCAAGUAUAAAGGGAAGAGUUAUCGCGCAAGUGUGAGGAUUGUGUCUUUGGCUGAGCAGGUGACAGAUUUCUGCCGUAGAGUGUGUACGAGACUGCAGUGCUGUCCAUACCUGUUCGGUCCCACACUCAUCUCGGAGAAGUGUCCAGAGAACUGCUCCACACACACCAAGACCAAGUUUACACAUUAUAAUUAUGGAAAGAAGAGGAAAGUGGGCCGUCCCAGUCUGGGAGAGUGCACCAAGGAUGGCGACACGGUCAAACCGGCCCGUCGCAGAAAAAAACGUAAAGCCGUCUUUGUUCAGAGGAAGCGGCGCUCUACUGUUACAGGAUACCACGCCAUGGAGUCAGCUCAGGACAGUGAUGAUUUUGAUGAUUUUGAUGAAGAGGAGGAGUCGUACAGUGGGGAAAGCUCCAGCUUAGAGCUGCGUGAAGAUGCUCCUGUGAGCUUCUCUACACGGCGAGGCCGACCCAGGUCACUUACGCUGCCCGGAACCGAGACGUCCACAGAGAGGCCGUCGCUGCGCAGAUCUACGCGCUCACACUCUUACACCCACAACCAGGAAGCCAAGAACACACACACAAAGACGACGCAUGCAGAAGAGGAAGAGAGCCGCUUGGUUCUAGAGAAGAAUCCUCUGGAGUGGAGCGUGUCAGAUGUAGUCAACUUCAUCAUGUCUACAGACUGUGCCUCACUAGCCAAGAUUUUCCAAGAACAGGACAUCGAUGGCCAGGCCUUGUUGUUGCUGACCCUCCCUACUGUUCAGGAGUGUAUGGAUCUAAAACUCGGCCCUGCUAUCAAACUCUGUCACCAGAUCGAGCGUGUUAAAGUGGCCUUCUACUCCCAGUAUGCUAAUUAAGCUAACACAGACUAACAUCUAUUUCUCUCAGUGGAUAAACACACUUGAUACACAGUGCUCAGGGCCUGUCAUAAAAUAAAUAAAUAAAUGAAAAUACACAACUGGCCAUAUGCUGCAAAGCUGAAAGCACAGUGCUUUCCUGAAGAACUCCUGCUGUUGAACUUCUGCUGAAGAACUUCUCCAACCCCUCAGCUGUUUAUGAGGAAUGGAUGAAACGGGAUGUCAGGGUGGACGACAGAUGACAGCUCUUGAAGAAAUAAGAAGUGACAGUACAGAUAUUCUGCGUGUUUGUUUGAGGUUACUGAAGCAGAUGCGUGGAAGGAUCAUUUCUGCUAUAAACAGCAGUAUCGGGACAACAGGGUGUUUCUCAAUAACAGAUAUGAUAACUCUCGAUGAGAGCAUUCUCACAAAGAUAUCUUACUCACUCGGGUCAAUUUGACGUUCUGCGUGCUCAUCUUUAGCGCUUACAGCUUCUGGCAUCCUAAGCCAUGAAAUUAAAGCUUGCUAAGAUUGGUGUCAUGACUGUGUGCACUACACUACAAUCAGGUGCAGUGGCUUGAUAAAUUUUUUAUUUAUUUUUUUUUUCUAACAGAAAUGACCUGAGGCAAUCAUAAAUCAAGCAUUUUUAAUUUGAAUUGAUAAUUUAAAUGGAUUAUUAUCCAAAAAAAUGAGACGUUUACCGAGGUGUAAAAAUAAUGCACAUUUUGAAGGGUAAAUGAUUUAAAUAGGCUAUCAAGGUGACAUUGAUCAUCAUCAGUCAGUCACAUAUCGAUUGGAGUCUUCUAAAACUAAUCAUAUCGUUUCCUUUCAGAUUCAGUGACAUAGUCAAAUAUAACAUUUUUAUCAAAUCGUGUCACGUGCAUGCCUGAGAUUUACAAUCCUAGUGUGAAUGCAGCACAAAUGCAAUGCACAUUUAGUCACAUACUACACCUGGGGUGUCCAAACGGCUGAUGCAGGUGCAGGUUUUCAUUCCAAUCAACACCAGUUCCACCUGUUCAUCAGUUGAUUUUGGCUGUGGUUUCUUCUUGGUUAAAAAAAAACUUGCACCUACACAUGACCUUUCUGGAUACGACUACACACACGCUCUAGAGGAUUUAAAUAUCUUUCCACUAGGAGCCACGUCAAAGCCAAAUCAUACCUCAAUAGCCACUGACCACUUCCUCUUGUUCUGAACAACAAGAGUACAAGCAGAACAUACUCUAAAAAAAAUUAAAGCAGCCUUAUAGUAGGUAAAAUAACUGUAUAUACAGCUGUUAACACCAUCUUUUAGAGAAAAUUCACAUUCAUAGACACUUGCAGCAUUCACACGGGUGUUGCGCCACAUAUUUUUUUCGGAUGUGCACAAUCGACGUGAUGUAAGAAUGCAGAAUAUGUGUGCCAACCAUCUUACUUACAGUAUGCACACACACUUCUAAGAGCCUAUUGGCUAAUCCUAAUUUCACAGGAUUUUAUUGCUAGCUAGCUGAUCUAAGCUGAGCCAUGUCUGUUCAUCACUGCAUUGCAAUAAAUUACAGCUCUCUCAGUUCAUUCAAGUUAGUCAUGUAGCUGAUGAAUCACUAAUUUGUGGGAAGCACCCAGCUGUUUUAAACAUUUUUACAUACUUCACGAGAGGAACUGAACUGAGCAGUGGAGCAUGGCGUACAGCAGUACACAAGAACGAACAAGAACACAUAUUGAGAAACACCCAAUAUUCCUGUUAAAAACUGUGAUUCACCACCACUUCUGUCUGCAUUUCCCCUUCAGAGAACAAACAAUAUAUUUAUAAGUGUAUUUACACUCGAAGGAUCAGUGUAUACAAUUAAAUAAUAUAUUUGAGAUAUUUAUUUUGGCCUGAUGAACAGGUGCUCUCAUGUUGGAUUGUUUUUUUUUUUUGUUUUUUUUGUUUCAUUUUGUUGAUUUUUUUUCUUUUUAUUCCAAAAUGGCAAAGUACAAAUUGCUUCACUGUUGUUUGUAUCAAAUGCUUUGUACAAAAAAACAAAAAAAAACAAACAAAAAAAAAAACAGUGGACACUGUAUGGAAAUAUGAUCUAUGCAAAAACAAGAAUUUUCCUAUGGUCAUUUUUUUCUACUUUGCUGUAUGAUAUGAUGCUUCCUUUAAAACUUCUUUGUAAAUAGGUUGUGUACUAAUUUUAUUACCUAACUAGAUUUUACUAUUUUAAUACAACAUUGUGAUGCACUGAAAAAAAGGAGCUGGGAAUUUCCCUUUUGUAAUGUAUUAUUAUUAUUAUUAUUAUUAUUAUUAUUAUUAUUAUUAUUAUUAUUAUUAUUAUUAUUAUUAUAUGCUAGAAACAGAACAUAUCCUAAUUACCAAAUGGGGAAAAAAAGGUCAGCGCAAGUAGAACCAUUAUAACAAGAACAAUACUAUGGCAUAGAAAUCCAAAUAUCCUGUGGCUAUUUACACAUGUGACUAAAAUGGUACAAUUGAUUAAUGAUGCUGCAAAUAAUUAACUGCCCGAAAAAUAGUGAAGACCUUUUUGGAUAACAUGGAGUUUUUUCUUUAACAACCUCAAGUGUUUGUGUUAUAUACAGUCUUAAAGCCAAUUCACUGUUUAUUUUUUUAUAGACUGAAGCUUUAAUGGUUUGAGAUUAAACGAUAAAUUUAAGAGGAAAGUUUAGAAUUUCAGGUUUUAUAUAUAGAUGGUUUUAAUGGCUGCACAUUUUGUAUCGGACCCCUCCUCUUUUAGACAAAAUGUGACUGACGGGUGUGUUUCUUGUUAUCAAGGUGUGUCCUGUUUAAACAGUAAAUAGAUCUGAACAUUUACUUUUGGUUUUAGCCUUCAGUUUCACCUAUCAAGACUGCAUUUGAUGUAAAAAAAAAAAAAAAAGUCAGUUCAGAGACCUGUUUGUGGUAGAAAAGCAAGGCAUUUUGAAGUUGAGGAAAGAUGGAAAAUCAGCCAGAGGCAUUGGGGCAUAGACAUGUUCUGAAAUAAGCCAGUGUUGUACUGAGAAACGGACAUGGGAACAGGUCGGCGAAAACAGGAACAUGACAACAGUUAAUGAUAGAAACAUUGUGAGAGCUGUGAAGAAAACCCCAGAAACAACAGUCAGCGACCUCGAGGACAACCUCCACAGGGCAGAGGUGAGGCAGGAGACCGUGUCAUAAUUCAUGGUGUCACAAUUAACCAUUGGAAGCAGAUUUUCACAGCAGAAAUAUACACAGCGACCACACUAUAAACUACUCACCAGUGAGAAUCGCGAAGGCCAGAUUGGAAUUUUAACAGAAAGACAGAGGUUCUGAAACAAAGAGGAACCUCUAAAAAAGGCCAAAGUGAGGAGAAAGAAUGAAUCUGUUCAUGAUCCAAACCAUACUGUAUAAGCUCAUCUGUAAAGCAUGGUGGUGGUAGCGUCAUGGCAUGUGCCAAUUUAGAGAGAAAUGCAUCCAAAUGAAUUUAGGACAAACGUCAUCGGGCAGAAAAACAAUGAUACUGCCAAUACAAAGGAGAACGUUAUCAGGGAAAAUGAUAUUUAGGCUGACCAAGUCGAUCACCAGACCGUAACCAAAUAGAGCAGCAUUUCUCCUCCGGGGAGGAGACUGAAUGGAGAAACCCCCCAAAACAAACAACUGAAAGAAACUGUAAUAGAAGCCUGGAAAAGCAUCACAAAAGGAGAAAUAUACGCUUGAUGCAGUUAUUGCAAGCAUGGGAUAUUCUACCAAAUAUUAAGUGUUAUUUAUUUGAAUUGACUUCAAGUCUUAUUUGUUACUAUAUUUUGGGCACUUAAACAUUGGGUGUUCUGAUACAAAAGAUUUUAUGUUUUUCAACACAUUUACAGAUAAACUCCAGGAAAUAAAAGCUGAAAAUCUAAA